Amphimedon queenslandica is the source of this 879-nucleotide messenger RNA. Its product is annotated as nucleolar MIF4G domain-containing protein 1-like. The annotation marks the transcript as partial. Gene Ontology annotation, cellular component: nucleolus. The record is from RefSeq and is a predicted model, not a curated record. Gene Ontology annotation, molecular function: RNA binding. The transcript is spliced from 3 exons. Lineage: Eukaryota; Metazoa; Porifera; Demospongiae; Haplosclerida; Niphatidae. Gene Ontology annotation, biological process: ribosomal small subunit biogenesis.
CUGAGGCCUCACCCACAUCGGCAGUUAGGCCACGUGUGAUGUUGAGCAGAAAGAAAAGGAGGAAGCAAGAGCGACAGGAAAAGAAAGCCAGAAAAUAUGACAGAUACAAGAAGCUCAAAGGAUUAGCCACCACUGAGCAAUUUAGAGAAGAAAGAAAAAGACCAGUGGCAUCUCCAGUCAAGAGGAAAAGACGUUUAGCUUCAAAGAAACAAACACAGAUAGAGGCACUGGUAGAAGAUAAAGGGAUAGAAAAGGAGAAGAGAGAGCUAAAGAAACUAGAGAAACUUUUGUCGAUUAAAGAGAGAAAGGAAGAGAAGCAGAAGAAGCUUCCAAAUGCAUUCAUACGUGAUGGACUGGAUUAUGUUCUUGAUUUUGCAAGAUACACCAACAGUGAAAGUGAUAAUGACAUUUCAUCCAUUGAAGGAGAAGUGGAAGAGGAGGAGUUGCCUUCUGAAGAGGAGGACUAUCAAUCAUCAAUGGAAGAAGAGACAGAAGAAAUAGAGAAAGAAGAUAUAUCUUUAGGAGAGAGUUCUGAAGGAGAUAGAGACGUUCAGAAAAAGAAAAAAGUUACUUUUGCUCCUGACACUUUUGCUACACAAAAGCCCUCUACAUCCUCCUCUAUCCCUGCCUCCUCUUCAUCUCCUAAUGUAAACAAGAGGAUCCAAGGACUAAUGAAUAAACUGAAUGAGUCUAAUAUACAGACAAUGUUCACUACAAUGGAAGAGCUGUAUAGAAAGAAUAGCCAAAGAGAAGUGACAAAGUGUUUUUGUGAGGUUUUUCUCAAGUCAGUGAUUCAGCCAAUACUCAUUAAGGACAAGUUUGCAAUGGAGCUGGUUAUGCUAGUGACAUUACUCCAUCAAAAGAUUGGGAGUGAAGUAG